This is a messenger RNA of Cucumis melo (muskmelon), 979 nucleotides long. Its product is annotated as ADP-ribosylation factor 1. Gene Ontology annotation, cellular component: cytoplasm. Gene Ontology annotation, molecular function: GTPase activity; GTP binding. Bases 200 to 760 code for a protein of 186 amino acids. The transcript has 6 exons. The record is from RefSeq and is a predicted model, not a curated record. Gene Ontology annotation, biological process: intracellular protein transport; vesicle-mediated transport. NCBI's taxonomy places the organism in Eukaryota, Viridiplantae, Streptophyta, Magnoliopsida, Cucurbitales, Cucurbitaceae.
AUCUAUAGCGUUUCUUCUUUUAAAGAGCUGGGCCACAGUUUGUGUUUCAGUCGAAGAUAAGUGAUUUGUACUGCUUUCUAAAGUAGUACAAUAUAUUCUUUUACGAUAUGAUGAAAGCAUCUCUAUCAGCCUAAAACUAAGAGCUGGUGGUGCUGGAUUGAAAAUUUUGUCAUCUUCUUUAUAUUCCUUGAUUUCGGACAUGGGUGCAGUGAUAUCUAGGUUGAGGAAGAGACUUCUUCAGAACCGUGAAGUGAGAAUCCUGAUGCUCGGUCUUGAUGCGUCGGGAAAGACAACCAUUUUGUACAAACUAAAACUUGGUGAAAUAGUUAUGACCGUGCCAACUAUUGGGUUCAAUGUGGAAACAGUAGAAUACAAAAAUAUGAGCUGCAGUGUCUGGGAUGUUGGAGGACAAGAUAAGAUAAGGCCAUUAUGGAGACAUUACUUCCAGAACAUCCAAGGACUUGUAUUUGUUGUGGAUAGCGGUGAUAGAGGCAGAAUUUGUGAAGCCUGUAAUGAGUUGCAUCGUAUUCUCAAUGAGGCAGAGCUAAGGAAUGCAGCUGUGCUUGUAUUUGCAAACAAGCAAGAUCUGCCUCAUGCAAUGACUCUCUCUGAAAUUACUACUAAACUUGGCCUCCACACACUUUCUCAAAGAAGAUGGUACAUACAAGGUACUUCAGCAACUUCUGGGCAAGGGCUUUACGAGGGUUUUGAUUGGCUAUGUAACAACAUUUGGCUAUGUAACAACAUUACUAAUCCAUGAUGCAUGCUUCAUAUAUGUAUAUAUAUGUAUAUAUAUAUAUAUAUAUAUAUACUCAGACAGACACACACACUCAUUUGUUUUGUUAAUGAAUAUAUGCUAAAAUACCAGUUUAUCAAUUUUCGUAAAUUAAAAUCAUAGAAGAAACUCAAAAUUUGUAAAUUUAAUGAAUAAAAGUUUGAUAGUUUUGCAGCUAAUUAAUUUCACAUUAUGAUUAUAGUA